AUGUCCAGCGAGGACGAGGCUCCCAAGCCAGCAACCACCGUACCAAGGACAGGCAUGGCUCGUUUCAUGCGCGGCGUCGGCUCCUCCGAUUCCAGCUCCAGCGAGUCCAGUGACGAAAGCGAGUCAGAUGAGGACGACGAGGAUGAGGACGAGGAUGACGAUGACGAAGACGAGAAGGGAAUCCGCAUCCUCAGUGCCCAGGAGAAACGCCUCAAGGAGAUGGAAGCAACAGGCAAAGCUAUCGAAAACGGUCUCAAGAUUAACGAUUGGGUAGCAAUUUCAAACGAGUUCGACAAGCUCGGAAGAAUGGUCCACAGACAGCAAAACAUGUCAGAGCCUGCUGCCCCACUUUAUCUCAAAUCCUUGAUCAACCUCGAAUCGUCAAUCAACACCACCGUUUCCAAGGAAAAAGAGGCAAAAAAGAAGAUGAACGCAACCAACGCAAAGGCCCUUACUGCCAUGAAGCAGAAGAUUAAAAAAGCUUUGAAGGAAUUCGAGGACGACGUUUCAAAAUACCAAAAGGACCCAGAGGCCUUUGAACGUGAAUACCUGGCCCACAUCUCCCAGGCGACACAGACUCCUGCUACUCGCGGUCCCGCUGCUGCCGCUGCCCCUGCUACCGACGCUGACGAGUUCACCACCGUCGGCAAGGGUGGACGAGCCCAGCAGUAUACCUCUGAGACCAUCUUUAAGCACUUGCAGGCCGUCCAGGAAGCCCGAGGCAAAAAGAACACUGACCGUGCCGAGCAAAUCCGUAUUUUGGAAAAGCUCCUCGAGGUCUCUGUUACACCAUACCAACGCAUUCGGGUUCUCCUUGCUUUGAUCUCCUACCGCUUCGACUAUAAUUCGGCCUUGUCCACGCACAUGCCAGCCGAACUUUGGCUCGCUGCUCAACGCGAGGUCGACCAGUUGUUGUCCAUUGUCACCACCGACACCAAUUACUCUGUCCAAGAGAUCACUGACGACUAUGACGAAUUGGUGGAGAGGUCGCCCGAGACUGAAGGCGGUGUCGUCAAGAUUCGCGGUUCCAUCAUCAGCUUUGUCGACCGAUUGGACGAUGAGUUUACUCGCAGCUUGCAGAACAUUGACCCCCACGGCACAGAAUACGUCGAUCGCCUCAAGGAUGAGAAGGUCUUGUACACCACCAUCUGUCGCUCUCAGGCUUUCUACGAGAAGACAGACCCCAAGGACCCUCUUGCCCGCGUUAUCAUGAGGAGAUUGGAACACAUCUACUCCAAGCCCAAUGCUGUCGUGCAAGCGCUAGAGUCAGCCGCUGCCAGCGAUGUCCAGGUCAAGCCCACAAUGAGCUUGGAGAUCCAAGGUGACACCACUGCUCUGAUCCAUGCCCUCUGCGCCCACCUCUACAAGUCUGGCAACUCUCUUCUCCGGACCCGUGCCAUGCUCAGCCAUAUCUACCACCACGCCUUGUACAACAACUUUUACACUGCCCGGGACAUGCUUCUCAUGUCCCACCUUCAAGAAUCCAUCCACUCGGCGGAUGUUGCGACCCAGAUUUUGUACAACAGAACCGUGGUACAGCUCGGCUUGUGCGCUUUCCGACUCGGCUUGAUCAAGGAGGCACAAUCAACGCUCCUCGAGAUCUUCACUACCCAGCGGGUGAAGGAGUUGCUUGCUCAAGGUGUCCACCAGCAACGAUUCCAAACCCUUACCCCCGAACAGGAGAAGGCCGAGAAACAACGCCAGUUGCCAUUCCACAUGCACAUCAACACUGAGCUCCUCGAAGCCGCUUUCCUCGUAUCCAGCAUGCUUGUGGAGAUCCCUCUGUUGGCUAGCAUCGAUUCUGAGGAGCAGAGGCGCAAGACCAUCUCCAAGCCUUUCAGGAGGUUGCUCGACUUUGCUGACCGACAGGUGUUCACCGGUCCCCCCGAGAGCACUCGCGAUCAUAUCAUGCAGGCUAGCAAAGCAUUGCAAGACGGUGAAUGGGAGAAAUGCCGUGACCUUAUCCAGAGCAUCAAGAUCUGGAGUCUCAUGCCCGAGUGCGCGUCUGUGAAGGAGAUGCUCGCCAAACGGAUACAAGAGCAAGGCUUGAAGACCUACUUGUUCACGUAUGCUCCCCAUUACAGCAGUUGUUCCCUCUCACUCCUCUCCCGAACCUUUGCACUCCCCCUUCGUACUGUGUCCUCUAUCGUUUCCAAGAUGAUCUGGAACGAAGAGUUGUCAGCAUCGCUCGACCAAUCCGCGGGCGUUGUUGUGUUCCAUAGGAUGGAGCUUUCGCGACAACAGCAACUGGCGCAGACCAUCGCGGACAAACUCGGUGUCCUUGUUGACCAGAACGAGAAGACACUCGAUGUCAAGAUGGGCGGAUCAGUUGGAUGGAAUGAAAGGGGAGGGGACAAGGGCGCCAAAGGUGGCGAGCAGGCGCAGGAGCGUCGUGGACGAGGGGAACGAACGAGAGGAGCAAGGGGAGGCGCUCGUGGAGGACGUGGAGCUCGUUUCGCUCAGGGCUUGGGCAACCAGAUGCCAGGAGGCGGUCAACGGCAAGCGUAG
Molecule: messenger RNA, 2508 nt
Organism: Coprinopsis cinerea okayama7#130
Lineage: Eukaryota; Fungi; Basidiomycota; Agaricomycetes; Agaricales; Psathyrellaceae
Product: eukaryotic translation initiation factor 3 domain-containing protein
Exons: 7
Coding region: 1-2508 (835 amino acids)
Biological process (GO): translational initiation
Cellular component (GO): eukaryotic translation initiation factor 3 complex
Molecular function (GO): translation initiation factor activity; RNA binding; translation initiation factor binding
Source: RefSeq, a predicted model, not a curated record